AUGGGUAAUUAUACAUCAACGGCAACUGUUACUAAUGAACCAGCAACGAUCAUCACCCACAGUACUAGUGUGCUGCCUCGCAGUGCUUGUCGAAUUAUUCAAAACUUUCUUCUCGUUUGGCUCGAUGCCAAUUUUGAUGAAUCAGGCAGUGAUUUUAAAAAUUCGUUGCAACAUCUUCGAAAAAUCGUGGCAUCCAUCACAACAUUUACGGAUGCCCAACAAUGUGUUAAUUUCCUAAGUGAAAUCAAAAAAGAAAAGGUAUUUAUGAUCGUAUCAGGUUCCUUGGGUCGUCAAAUAGUACCAGAAAUCGAAGCAUUGCCACAACUGGAAGUAAUUUAUGUGUUUUGUGGCAACCAAUCGAUUCAUGAACAAUGGGCUAAAAAAAUCAGCAAGGUUAAGGGUGUAUACACAAAAAUAGAACCAAUUUGUCAAGAACUUGAAAUUGAUCGACAACGAUGUGAUCAAGCUAUGAUCCCGAUCAGCUUUAAUGGUCGUGAUGCAUUAUUUAUGUAUACACAACUUUUAAAAGAAGCCCUUUUGGAAAUUGAAGAUGACGAUGUCAAAUCGAUUAAAAAUCUCGUAGAAUACUGUCGUCUGCAAAAUGAUGUUGAUGAAGAUGAAAUAAAAAAAGUGCAGCGAGAAUACCGAAAUCAUACAUCAAUUUGGUGGUAUACGGCUCCUUAUUUCAUGUACUCAAUGCUCAAUCGUGGGCUCCGAGAAAUGGAUGUCGAUAUUAUCCUGAAAAUGGGAUUUUUCAUCCGUCAUUUACAUCAGCAUAUUACCGAACUACAUCGCGAACAACAAGGAAACAUGCCAACAAAUUUUCAAGUCUUCCGUGGACAAGGUUUGUCCAUGGAAGAUUUUGAAAAAAUGAAAAAAACCAAAGGAGGACUUAUGUCCUUCAAUAACUUCCUGUCAACAAGUCGCAAUCGUCAGAUAUCUUUCAAAAACUUUGCACGACCAGCAGCAUUAAAUACAAAUUCAGUUGGCAUCCUUUUCAUUAUGAACAUUGACACGGCUAUUUGCACGAAAUCAUCAACACCAUUUGCUGAAGUAAGCGAGGUUGGCUACUACAAAGAUAAAGAGGAAGAAAUACUAUUUUCAACACAUGCGAUUUUUCGUAUCGAUCGCAUUGAACGAAUUCCCGAUAAUCACUCUGAUCGGCUAUACGAAGUCUCUCUCACUAUUGUGGGUAAUGACAAUCAUGAAUUAAACACACUAACAGCACAUAUCCGUGAGGAUCUUGGUGGUCGCACAGGAUUGUCUCGACUUGGUUUCAUACUUAUUAAAGUGGGCGAACCUGCAAAAGCAGAACAACUUUAUCAAAUUCUCCUUGCAAAGGCAUCUUCUGAUGAGGAUCGAGAAGAAUACAAUGAUCAACUUGCCUGGAUCUAUAAUAACAUGGGUGAGUACUUAAAAUCAGUCUUAUUCCUCGAACAAGCACUUGAUAUCAAGAAGAAAACUCUCCCUCCGAAUCAUCCCGACUUGGCUUCUUCCUACAACAACAUCGGCUUGGUGUAUGAUAGCAUGGGCGAGUACUCGAAAGCACUUUCAUCCUAUGAACGAUCACUUGAAAUUCAGAAAAUAGCUCUCCCUCCGAAUCAUCCCAACUUGGCUGGUUCCUACAACAACAUCGGCGAAGUGUAUAGAAACAUGGGCGAAUACUCGAAAGCACUUUCAUCUCACGAACGAUCACUGGAAAUCAAGAAAAUAGCUCUCCCUCCGAAUCAUCCUGACUUGGCUGAUUCCUACAACAACAUCGGGUUGGUAUAUAAUAACAUGGGCGAGUACUCGAAAGCACUUUCAUCGUAUGAACGAUCACUUGAAAUCCGUAAAAUAGCUCUCCCUCCGAAUCAUCCCGACUUGGCUGCUUCCUACAACAACAUCGGGUUGGUGUAUAAUAACAUGGGCGAGUACUCGAAAGCACUUUCAUCACACGAACGAUCACUUGAAAUCAAGAAAAUAGCUCUCCCUCCAAAUCAUCCCGACUUGGCUUCUUCCUACAACAACAUCGGGUUGGUGUAUAAUAACAUGCGCGAGUACUCGAAAGCACUUUCAUCGUACGAACGAUCACUUGAAAUCCAGAAAAUAGCUCUCCCUCCGAAUCAUCCCGACUUGGCGGCUUCCUACAACAACAUCGGCUUGGUGUAUUAUAACAUGGGCGAGUACUCGAAAGCACUUUCAUCGUAUGAACGAUCACUUGAAAUCCGUAAAAUAGCUCUCCCUCCGAAUCAUCCUGACUUGGCUGAUUCCUACAACAACAUCGGGUUGGUGUAUAAUAACAUGGGCGAGUACUUGAAAGCACUUUCAUCGUAUGAACGAUCACUUGAAAUCCGUAAAAUAGCUCUCCCUCCGAAUCAUCCCGACUUGGCUACUUCCUACAACAACAUCGGUAUGGUAUAUGAUAAUAUGGGCGACUACUCAAAAGCACUUUCAUUUCUUGAAAAAGCACAUGAAAUUGAUCGUAAAACUUUGCCACCAAAUCACCCAAAUAUCGCACAAUCGAAAAGAAACAUUGAAAAUGUGAAAAAGAAAAUGUAAUUGUCUUUUUUUCGAUUUUAAGGAGAAAAUAAAUUGGCGUUCUUGAAACUGAGGCUCGCCGAAGCAAGCAGCUGCAAAAUUUCGCGCACGCGCGACCAGAGAUACCCUCCGUAUUCUGCUGGCUCGUACAGUGGAUAAAGCCGGCAAUGGCUAGGCAAACAUACAUCGAUGUACGUAUGAAUAGUACGACCAUGAUCAUCAUCUUCGAACAGACGAUGACGAAAUGGACGCUUCUAUUCAUACAUACAUUGAUGUAUGUUGUGAAGGUCUACCAUCUGCACGCCUGCACGGGUCACCAACAGAACGUCGGAUAUCCCUGAGAAGGUUCAUUUGUUUUAGAGCCACCCUCAAAAGCUCCAUUAGUUAGAAAAUUAUUUUUGUUCUUCUGUUAUGAAGAACGAGAAGAAGUAGAAAUGGAAGAAA
Molecule: messenger RNA, 2964 nt
Organism: Rotaria sp. Silwood1
Lineage: Eukaryota; Metazoa; Rotifera; Eurotatoria; Philodinida; Philodinidae
Source: the annotation of a GenBank genome assembly